AUGGGAAAUUUAUUUGGAAGGUGCGGUUGUAAAGAUUUGACAAUAUGUAAUCUGAAUGUGUUAAAGUCUACUCAUUCUCAGGAUCGCAUUUAUCGUAAAGAUUACAAAAUUCCGAAUUUCUUAAUUGAUCAUGUUGAUUUAGAUAUUAAUAUAAGGGAUGGCGUAACUGUGGUUUCUUCAGUAAUUAUUAUGAGGAGAAAUCCAAGCUCAUCGUUCAGAGGUGAUUUGUCAUUGGAUGGUAAUUGUUUGAAGCUAGUUUCGGUGAAAUUAAAUGGUGCGAUUUUAGAAAAAAAUUUAUACAAGGGUUAUUUUCAACCUGAUGGCCCAGAUGGUAAACUUGUAAUAUCAAGCAGCUUACUCCCAAAUAAAGACCAGCAAUUUACACUUGAGACAGUUGUAGAAAUUUUCCCUGAAAAAAAUACCAAAAAUAUGGGAUUAUACUACUCUGCAGGAGUUUAUUCUACACAAUGUGAAUCUGAUGGUUUCAGAAAUAUAACAUUCUUUUUAGACAGACCCGAUGUAAUGUGCAAAUUUAGGGUUAGAAUUGAGGCAGAUAAAACUAAGUCUCCUGUUUUGCUAUCAAAUGGGAAUUUGCUUGAAAAGGGUGAUGUUCAAGGUUCAGAUAAUCGACAUUUUGCAAUAUAUGUGGACCCCUUCCCGAAGCCUUGUUAUCUUUUUGCCGUCGUUGCUGGAGUUUUGGGAAGAUUGGAGGACAAAUUUGUCACAAGAUCUGGAAAGUCCGUCAGGUUGUUUGUUUACAGUGAACCCAAGUAUGUAGAUAGAUUGAGAUUAGCAAUGGAAUCUUUGAAGUUGGCAAUGAAAUGGGAUGAAGAUCGUUUUGGAUUAGAGUAUGAUCUCGAAAUUUUUAAUAUUGUAGCAGUUGAGUCGUUCAAUUUUGGAGCUAUGGAAAACAAGAGUUUGAAUAUUUUUAAUUGUUCGUGUCUUUUGGCAUCUGAAAAUGUCACCCCCGACUAUUUCUUUACGAACAUACUUUCAAUAGUUGGGCAUGAAUAUUUUCAUAACUACACAGGAAAUAGAGUCACAUGCAGAGAUUGGUUCCAACUUACUUUAAAAGAAGGUUUAACGGUUUAUAGGGAUCAGGAAUUUUCUCGUGACUGCAUCGACAGGCUGUCUGAACAAUUAGGAGAUAUCGAAGUACUGCGCAACUUUCAGUUCCAGGAAGAUUCUGGACCACUUGCACAUCCUAUAAGACCCGAUUCUAUUGUUUCAACUAACAAUUUGUACACUUGCACAGUAUAUAGGAAAGGGGCGGAAGUUGUGAGGAUGUAUGAAACCAUCCUUGGCCGUGAGGGAUUCCGAAAGGGUAUUGAUCUUUACUUUGCUCGCCAUGACGGACAGGCCGUUACUUGCGACGAUUUCAGAAGAGCAAUGGAAGAUGCCAAUAACUAUGACUUUUCGCAAUUUGAGCGUUGGUACGAUCAAGCUGGCACACCUGAGGUUGAAGUCAUUUCUACUUGUUAUAACAAAGUUGAUGGAACGUGUUCAAUUACACUUCGACAGCGCUGCAGUCCAACUCCAGAACAACCUAAAAAAAGACCCUUUUAUAUCCCAGUUGUGGUAGGGUUAAUAGGGAAAGAUUCUUGUAAAGAGAUAAGGCAAUCGGAAACAUUGAUUCUUAAAGAGCAGCAGCAGACAUUUGUCCUAGAUGGAGUGUGGGAAACACCAGUAGCGUCAAUUCUGAGAGGUUUCUCAGCACCCGUAAAUUUGAGAUUUAAAACACCUCGUUCAGACGAAGAGUUAGCGUUUCUUUUUGCAUUUGAUACAGAUGAGUAUAACCGUUAUGAUGCAGCUCAAACCUUGUUUAAAAAAAUUCUGAUCCAAGCAGCCUCCAACUCUUCACAAGAAAUCUCACCAAGCUCAAUCAUAGAAAAUAUUCUUUCAAAAACAAUUCUUAGUUGUUUUGAGUCAUUUAUUUCAAAGAUAAGGACUUCUAAAAAUCCGAAUGGUACAAUUUCGCCAAUGGUUGCCUCAUACACACUUAAGAUCCCAAGCUACUCUCAAGUCUUGGCAUCUAUUGCAGAACCAGACUUUGAUCUUAUUGUUGAGUCUUUCAGAGCCUUUACAGUCUUGUUUGCGUCGAAAUUUAAAGUUCAAAUAUUGGAUUUAUUCCAGGUUCUUACUGAAGAUCUAUCAGCACUACCUUCACAAAGCCCAUUUGUUUAUGGUAAGGGUGUAAAUGUAGAGGCAAUUGCAAUACGCAGAUUGUUGAAUGUUUUAUUAGAUUUUAUUGCAAAAUUGGACCCCAAUCUUGCAACUAAAUUAGCUUUUGAGCAACACAAUCGCUUUAAUUAUAUGACAAGUAAACUCGGGGCAAUUUCAGCACUGCAAAUAGCAGAUUACAAAUCUAACGAAUGCAUUCAGGCUCUGGAUUCUUUGUUACAGGCAACUACUGAUGAUGUUUCGACAUUGAAUCAAUAUUUUUCUGUUCAGGCUAGUUGUCUAAUUCCUGAAAAUGUUGAGCGUGUGAUCAAUAUUUACCACUCCGAUCCGCAAUUUAUUAAGUAUCGUGACAAUCCGACAAUUUUCUCCUCCCUAGUCGGGACUUUUGCAUCCAAUUUUGUUGCGUUUAACAGGAAAGACGGGCUUGGAUAUUCUUUUGUUGCAGAUGCAAUCAUUUCAAUGGACAAAGUGAAUCCAAUGUCGGCCGCAUCUAUUUCAAGGGCAUUUACAAAAGUCUUGAAGCUUGAUGAGGCAAGACGCAAUCUUAUUAAGGAAAAUGUCUUAAGAAUACUUCAAUCCCCUGGUUUAUCCAAAGAUACAUCUGAAAUUCUUAAUUCCAUUGAUUUCUGA
This is a messenger RNA of Cryptosporidium ubiquitum, 2811 nucleotides long. Its product is annotated as zinc aminopeptidase N like metalloprotease. NCBI's taxonomy places the organism in Eukaryota, Apicomplexa, Conoidasida, Eucoccidiorida, Cryptosporidiidae. Bases 1 to 2811 code for a protein of 936 amino acids. Gene Ontology annotation, cellular component: cytoplasm. Gene Ontology annotation, biological process: proteolysis. Gene Ontology annotation, molecular function: aminopeptidase activity; zinc ion binding; metallopeptidase activity. The transcript has a single exon. The record is from RefSeq and is a predicted model, not a curated record.